This is a messenger RNA of Condylura cristata (star-nosed mole), 684 nucleotides long. RefSeq names its product forkhead box protein L1. NCBI's taxonomy places the organism in Eukaryota, Metazoa, Chordata, Mammalia, Eulipotyphla, Talpidae. Bases 1 to 684 code for a protein of 227 amino acids. Gene Ontology annotation, molecular function: DNA-binding transcription factor activity, RNA polymerase II-specific; RNA polymerase II cis-regulatory region sequence-specific DNA binding. Gene Ontology annotation, biological process: anatomical structure morphogenesis; regulation of transcription by RNA polymerase II; cell differentiation. The record is from RefSeq and is a predicted model, not a curated record. The transcript is spliced from 3 exons.
AUGUUUGAUAGUUCGCAGUACCCCUAUAAUUGCUUCAAUUACGAUGCGGACUACCCCGCCGGCAGCUCUGAGGAAGAGAAGCGGCUCACGAGGCCCGCAUACAGCUACAUCGCCCUGAUCGCCAUGGCCAUUCAGCAGAGCCCAGCGGGCAGGGUUACCCUGUCGGGCAUCUACGACUUCAUCAUGCGCAAAUUCCCCUACUACCGUGCCAACCAGCGUGCCUGGCAGAACUCCAUUCGUCACAACCUGUCCCUCAACAGUUGCUUCAUCAAGGUGCCGCGGACCGAGGGCCAGGAGAAGGGCAAGGGAAACUACUGGACGUUCGCUGGCGGCUGCGAGUCGCUGCUGGACCUUUUCGAAAACGGCAAUUACCGGCGCCGGCGCCGGCGGCGCGGUCCGAAACGGGAGGCGCCACAGCGCGCACCGGUAGGAGCCUCCGAAGGGCCCCCGGGUCCUGGGGAGCCCGACAGCUUGCGGGACUCCCCUACUCUCCGAGAGCCUCCGCCCUCCACCAGGCCUGCUGAGCCCGGAACGGAGGAGCACAGGGACAUCAAGUUCAGCAUUGACUACAUCCUCUCUGCCCCUGACCCCUUUCCUGGGCUCAAGGUACCCUAUGGCACUCCGGGGGGCGGAUAUCCCCAGCUGGAGGCCCAACAAGUGAACCUCCACUUUUGGACUUUGUGA